Molecule: messenger RNA, 2715 nt
Organism: Exophiala bonariae
Lineage: Eukaryota; Fungi; Ascomycota; Eurotiomycetes; Chaetothyriales; Herpotrichiellaceae
Exons: 1
Coding region: 1-2715 (904 amino acids)
Biological process (GO): protein phosphorylation
Molecular function (GO): protein kinase activity; ATP binding
Source: RefSeq, a predicted model, not a curated record
AUGGCCCCUACCUCACCCCCUUGGUGGAGCGAUGAUCGGGUAUAUGAGACUGUGACUUCAGCUUAUGUCCAUUCGCAUCUUCGUCCCAAUGAACAGGAACUAUUACAGCGACCUCUUUAUUUCGGAGGCGAUUUGACCGACGAUACCUAUCUUGAUUGGAUUCUUACCCGGGCGAAGCGUUUCUUCCUCAUCCUGGUAGCGACAGGUGUCCCAGAUCAGAUAUUUGGCAUUGUCGACGAUUCGUAUGACGAUGAAGACCUUCCUGUGAUUGAGCAGGCAAUACCCGAUUUACGAUUGUCAUUUCAGCCUGAUCGAUCUCUCGACAAACGGUUCUACAAGAAUCAGUUCCGCUUCCUUACCCGUGUUGUUGGUGAGGGCGAGCACAUACGAUAUGCUGACGAGGAAACUAUUCCUGUUAUCCCCCUUAGCUUGAAGACUGUGGUCCUUCCUAGAGGAAAUGAUGGGACCGACAGAGUUCGGCUCCCCUCAGAACCGGCGAAAACAGUUCUACGCCGUCGAAUCGUCUUGGACUCGCAAUGGACGGAAGAGGAUAUUCUCAUGGAGAUAGCUACGAGUCGGAGACUGUGCCACGAGCACAUCAGCUCUGUUUUCGGUUCCUAUCUACAUCAAGGCGCGUUUAAUGUUCUGUCCCUUCCAGCGGCGGAAUGGAGUCUCAAAACUUUUCUUACCGACACCCCCAAAGCAUUUAAUGCCUUAUCGAAAGUCGAACGUCGCCACCAUCUCAUCAAUUGGCCACAUUGUCUCGCCAAUGCCUUGACAUGGCUUCACAAAAAUGGCGAAUUCCAUGGAGCUAUUCGACCGUCCAAUAUCCAGAUCGAUAGCAAUUUCCGGAUAUGUCUCGGUCUCCUUGAUGGUGACGGCCUACUUCGUGAUAGUGUGAGGUCGGAUGACAUUGAAGCAUAUCAAUACGCCCCACCAGAAAGAUGGAAGAGAGCGGUAACUGUCCAGAAUACAGGGUCUGCCACAGUAUCCCUGCCGUCUGGUGGGCGAUCGGGCCGAAAGAUGACUGGCAAGUCCGAGAAGUGGAAUUCCUCUGAUGGCGAUAAUAGUGUCAGAGCAAGGACGGAUUCUAUUGCGGCAGCUUACACUUUUCAACCGACUUCGAGAGGAAACUAUGCAAGACUGAGAUUGAGCGCGGCGAUGGGUCCUGAUGCACCGCCUCAACCUACUGUUCGUGGACGCAAUAUGAGAUCUCCGACCGAUAACAAGUCGGUGUCAACCCAAGCUACGACACGUCCAAAGCCCGCUUCCGUGAUAUCAUCGACUGGUUCUAGCGGAAGGAACAUCGCCUCUUCGUUUCGAAGCAACCCUAUGUUUAUCUCUGCCCCUGAAGGUCGAAGUGCGGUUGUACAAACAUGGCAAUCGGUUGAGCAAGACAUGUUUACUUCCGACAUCUUUUCUCUGGGCGCGGUAAUUCUAGAUAUUCUCACUAUUCUGUGCAAACGAAGCUAUAGCUCAUUUGCAAGACACCGAUCAGCCAAAAACCGGAACGCUGGCCGAGGAGGUGGCUUGGCAGAUGCAAGCUUCCAUGCAAACCUUGGACAAGUCUUUCUGUGGGCACAAUCGCUUCAGAACGAGGCAGAGAAGAAAGCCAAAAAAGACGAAAGCCAAGUGUACCAUGCUGUUGGACCAGUCGUACAGCUAACACUCCAAUGCCUCGAACGAGACCCUGCUACUCGAUUGACCAGUGAGAAGCUGGAACAAAAGCUGGAAGAUUACAUCUGUCGCUUCUCCAGCAUCGCCAGUCUCCAUUGUGCUGCUGAAAAGGUCAAGGAACCUAAAGAAAAUACCAGAAGCGAUUCUGCCGCACCUGAUGCUGUGUCUGCUGAGCGUUCAGUGAAAGAAACGUCAUCGCAUGAUCGACUUCGACAACCUUCACCAAAUCCACGAACCCUGGCCCGGGAAUGGAGACAAGAACAACAACGAACAAUCUUACCCGAUGCGCAAAUACUUCAAUCGCCCAUAAGUGACGUUCCAUCAAGUCGUGGCAUGUCGGUCAGCACCACCCCGGCAACAACUUCAGCUAGCUCGCUAGCGUCGUUCAAUUUCGAUGGUCUAUCAGAUACAGUCGUUGGAGAAAGUCCUAGGUCGAGAGACCAUUCUCGCAAGGCUGGACGUCGGAGGGACAAUCGUGGCCCUCGUCACGUCGAUGUGCCAUGGUCCGAGGAACAGGAGCGUAACAAUAGGAGAGAGCAGAUGCAGUAUUGGAACACAUGGCACCAGAACGAUAGCGAAGUCGAUCCCCGCCUGUCCUUUGGAGAAUCCAUCGACGCUGGUGCCUUCACAUUCGUCAACUACAGCACCAGCGCUUCAUCAGAAGAAGGAGCGAAAUACUUUCCUCGACCACCUUCAAUCCCGGCCGAACCUCCCACGAAAGCACCGAAUAGAGCGCUGCCUCCAGUACCCCCGAUCCCGAACCACGUAAGGCCCAGCCGAUCAAAUCAACGACUCAUACCUAUCCUUGCAUCUCGCGAGGAAUUGGCAUUAUUGAGUCAUUUCUCGAACGCUGCCGCCGCUGGACAUCCACUGCGUGUUGACAGUCUCCCAAAGGAGCUCAACGACGAUGAAGACGACUAUCAAGAUAUAUUACAACAUACCAGGCGGCCUCAUACUGCCAAGACCUCUUCGAGGAGUAAAUCGAGACAAGACUACGAGCAUCACUACAGGGGCCGCCAGAAAUUUGCUGAAGCAUAA